Messenger RNA from Pristis pectinata (smalltooth sawfish), 802 nucleotides. RefSeq lists its product as uncharacterized. NCBI's taxonomy places the organism in Eukaryota, Metazoa, Chordata, Chondrichthyes, Rhinopristiformes, Pristidae. Gene Ontology annotation, molecular function: oxidoreductase activity. The transcript has 7 exons. The record is from RefSeq and is a predicted model, not a curated record. The coding region runs from base 1 to 780 and encodes 259 amino acids.
AUGCAGCGGUUGUCACUCAGUGGGAAGGUUGCCCUGAUCACUGGUGCGAGUUCAGGGAUCGGAGCCGGUACAGCCGUCCUGUUCGCCAAGCUGGGAGUCAAACUGGCACUGAAUGGACGGAACAUGAAAAACCUUAGGAAAGUGGGCAAAGAAUGUGAGGAGGCUGGGUCGUACGUGCCCCUGCUGUUACCUGGUGACCUAACAGAUGAAGCAAGUGUGAACCAGGUGAUAGAGAAAACAGUGAGCUGCUACGGACAGCUGGAUGUGCUGGUGAACAGUGCAGGGAUCCUGCUCUUGGGGACCAUUGAAACCACAACCAUGGAACAGUUCGAUCACAUAAUGAAUAUUAAUGUCAGAUCUAUCUAUCACCUCACACGCCUGGCUGUGCCUCACCUCAUCCAAACCAAAGGCUGCAUUGUCAAUGUAUCCAGUGUUAAUGGCCAGCGAUCAUUUCCUGGAGUUGUAGCCUACUGCAUGUCGAAAUCAGCCCUGGACCAGUUCACUCGAUGUAUGGCUUUGGAUCUGGCCCCCAAGAAGGUUUGGGUGAAUGCUGUGAGCCCUGGAGUGGUCAUCACGGAUAUCCACAAGCGGGCUGGCCUGAACGAGGGGGAUUACGCUGAGUUCCUGAACAAAUGCAAGGUGACCCAUGCUCUGGGACGUCCUGGGCGGGUGGACGAAGUGGCCCAAGCCAUCGCCUUCCUGGCCUCUGAUGCAGCCUCCUUCAUUACUGGUGUCACCUUGCCCGUGGAUGGUGGGCGCCAUGCCAUGUGCCCGCGGUGAGCGCAUGUCCCUGCCUAGGGUU